GUUGUCUCUUCUCGUUCCUUUCUUACUUUCAUUCGUUCCUGCACCAAAGAAAACAAAAGGGGAAAACCUAGCUAGCCUCCACCGCCGCCGAACUCAGUGACCCACUGCGACCGUCCGUGGCCAUUUGAGGAGUCUCUCUUUCUACUGUCGGCGUUAUCCAAAUCGAACCCCCGUUCUCUGUCUUCUUCCUUGCUUGGUGCCCAUCCUCCAUCAGAUUCGUCCUGUUGCCGUCGCCGUCGCCUCGUCACCCUCUCGAAGGCAGUCAGCAACUUUCAUAGCUUCGACCCAGAAGAUAAAAAAGAAAGAAGAAAAUCAACUAUAGAAGCGGACAGGGCGUCGGAACCUACCCCUCUCUCUCUCUCUCUCUCUCUCUCUCUCUCUCUCUCUCCGUAAGUCGUAACCAUGGCUAUGGCUAUGCAAAGCGGGAUCGGCUUCUCCAAGAUUCUCAUCAUAGCUGGAGCUGGCUACACCAGUACCGUCCUCAUCAAGAACGGUAAACUUUCCGAUUUAAUUGGCGAGCUCCAGUUGUUGGUGAAGGGAUGGGAAAAAUCUGGCGAUCACAGUGAAGGUGAAGGUGAAUAUGCUGAUGCCAUUGCUGCGCAGGUGCGUCGAUUGGCAAAUGAAGUUCGGCAGUUAACAUCAAGCAGGCCAAUUACAGUACUCAAUGGGGGUUCUGGAGAAAGUAACUUAUCUUCACUUGUGGUUCCAGCAGCUGCAUUGGGUGUUGUGGGUUAUGGUUACAUGUGGUGGAAGGGAAUCUCAUUCUCAGAUCUUAUGUAUGUCACUAAACGUAGUAUGGAAAAAGCUGUUUCAGAUUUGACAAAAAAGCUGCAGCAUGCCUCAGAUGUCAUUGCUGAUGCUAAGAAGCAUUUGACACAGAGGAUCCAACAUUUGGAUGACAAAAUGCUCAAGCAGAAUGAAUUGGCACGGUCAAUUAAGGAUGAAGUUGCUGGGGUUCGAAGUACAAUUACUAAUUUCCAUGAUGACUUGGGAAUCUUGCAUUACACAGUGGGAUCAUUGGAUGAAAGAUUGGCUACACUAAGUGGCAUGCAGGAUGAUGCAAAUCAAGGUUUGGCGUACCUCAUCGACUUCGUACAUGGGAAAACCCACAAACCACCUGAAUUCUUGCAGGAGCGGCUGAGGAUUUCUGCAAAAUCCCGUAGUGUUCUCACAUAUCAGGGAGCUCCAAGUCUGAUGGGACUCAAAGACAUUGCGGAAACAAUGCGUAGUGAUUUAGACAGGUCAGCCUCUGACGGUAUCUUAUCAGAUGGCAUGGAUAAGCUAGAGCAUCUGCGAAGGCCAUUGCUGAGGGCUGCUUCAACCAGGUGAUGAUGACAAAGUCUAGGUCACCUAACUUCUAAGCGGGCUUUCUUUCACUGCUUGGGUGUAAUCGAGCAGCAACUUAAGCUCACUCGCUGAUAUAUACUCCCUCUGAAUCUACAUAAUAUUGAUACUAGAUUAAGUUUUAUAUUCAAACUAGCGGAUGAAGUAAUAUAUUGUAAAUAAAGUUUUCUCUUGAAGCUCAUGUAUUGGUGCAGCCAAGAGCCUAUCGUAUUCCAGAUGUAUGUAAUUCGUGUCUUAACAUAGUAUGUUUUACGUAGGUUGUCAUCAUGGGUCGCUUUCUUCUAAUGUAUGAGCUGGAUGAUCACCAUCUUACUAUGAAAUAUCUGGAAAUGAAUUCUUGCAA
Molecule: messenger RNA, 1687 nt
Organism: Arachis duranensis
Lineage: Eukaryota; Viridiplantae; Streptophyta; Magnoliopsida; Fabales; Fabaceae
Exons: 14
Coding region: 403-1329 (308 amino acids)
Source: RefSeq, a predicted model, not a curated record